Schistocerca americana (American grasshopper) is the source of this 1144-nucleotide messenger RNA. RefSeq names its product fibronectin type 3 and ankyrin repeat domains protein 1 (gene flip). Bases 1 to 912 code for a protein of 303 amino acids. Gene Ontology annotation, cellular component: cytoplasm. The transcript is spliced from 5 exons. NCBI's taxonomy places the organism in Eukaryota, Metazoa, Arthropoda, Insecta, Orthoptera, Acrididae. Gene Ontology annotation, molecular function: protein binding. Gene Ontology annotation, biological process: innate immune response. The record is from RefSeq and is a predicted model, not a curated record.
AUGACGACGAGUACGUCGCAGAUGGCUCAGGGACGGAGGCAGCAUGGCCUCUCACCUGCUGACGACUCGGCGUGCCACAAAGAAAGAAACUGGGCCAGGGAGGAAGAAGGCCGGGCUGCUGCCUGCAAGCACCUAUUGAGUAUAGGGGAGGGUAACAGGUACUGUUUUGUUGUCGUCAGGCCCAGUGCAGCAGAGCUGAUGUCACGCGGUGGUGUCUCGCCGCUGGCGCAAGCGUCGCUGCGUGGCGACGCGCUCACCGUGUCACUGCUGCUGGCUGCGGGCGCAGACGCGGACAGGGCGGGAGGCGGCGCCGGCCGCACGCCGCUCAUGCUGGCUGCUGCACAGGGGCACCUUGACGUCUGCACCAUGCUGCUGGAGCGUGGCGCCAGCUGGGAUACCAAGGACUGGAGCGGGUGCACGCCGCUACACUACGCCGUCGACGCCUCCCAGCUGGACGUGGUCCGCCUGGCUCUCGACAGUGGCGCAGACAUCGAUGCUCGCGACAACCAAGGCUGGACACCCCUGAUGCGUGGAGUGUCUAUGGAGAGCAGCGAAGAGGUCCUGCGGGAGCUGGUGGGCCGCGGGGCAUCCCUGGACGCCGAGGACCGGCGCGGGCAGACGGCGCUGAUGCAGGCCGUGCUAGCGACGCGUCGCGACGCCGUCUCCAUACUGCUGGCCGCCGGGGCCGGCCGCAAGCGCAGGAACCUCUACGGCAACACCGCGCUGGACAUGGCGCGCGCCAGGAACCUCAAGGAAAUCGUCCGACUGCUGAUGAACGCUGAAGAUGAUGCCAGGAAUGGCAAGCGCAAGGCAACGCCAGAGGAGAAGGAUCUGCAGAAACAAGACGCUCGACCAUCCUCCCACUCUGCUAUGGUCUUAGCGUCAGCGAAGGCGAAGGAGGUGGCCCUCUAAACCGAACGGGCACAGUCAGGCGAGACGAGGAGUAUCAUAAAAACUGGACACUGACUGAAACCUUUUGAACAUAACCUUGCCGGUGCUUGGAUUUUGUUGCACGCACGACAAAUUGUAACUACAGUCAGCUGUCGAAUAACAAUGUCAAAAAUCAAUUGCUGGCCGAUAUCUUGGAAGUUGGUAAGGAAAGGUGUACUCGCAGCGACGAUGUAUAAAUGAUUCAUCAUCCAAA